This is a messenger RNA of Ostreobium quekettii, 327 nucleotides long. NCBI's taxonomy places the organism in Eukaryota, Viridiplantae, Chlorophyta, Ulvophyceae, Bryopsidales, Ostreobiaceae. The record is from the annotation of a GenBank genome assembly.
AUGUCCUUUGGGGCGAUUCUCUGUGUGUUGCUUGAGACGGCUCUUGACUCUGGGAAAAUAGCUGCUUUGGGCAUCAUUGCUACCUUUGGUUGUUCCUUGAAUGGUGUGUGUCUGACACUCUACUUGGUGCGAUUUGACACUGUGACCUUCCUAUGUUUCAUUCUCGGCACAGUCCAGCAACACGAGCCCUGUACUAUAGGCAGAUGGGAGCCAUGUGAGCCUCACACAUGUUACUUGGCUGGUGCCUUGGCAUGCCUUCUAACCAAGUUGCGUAUUUGUAGUUGGAGGAUAUCCCUUGCUGAACGCUUUAUGCCAUCAGCAAACUGA